Molecule: messenger RNA, 865 nt
Organism: Nannospalax galili (Upper Galilee mountains blind mole rat)
Lineage: Eukaryota; Metazoa; Chordata; Mammalia; Rodentia; Spalacidae
Exons: 2
Coding region: 19-687 (222 amino acids)
Source: RefSeq, a predicted model, not a curated record
GUAGGGCGCUUCUCUUCUAUGAAUGGAAACCUGAUUUCUCAAUCAUGCUGUGGUUCAGCGUGUCGAGUAAACGCUGAGCUGGCCUCUGAAGGUGGAUCGGAACUGCGUAGGGUUUGUUCCAUACACCUGAAGCACAGAAAGUGGGACACAGAGGCAGGAGACCGACAGAAGAAGCUACAGAAUAAAGAUAUCCAGGGAAUGAAACAAAGGACUUGCAGUCUGGGAAGGGAGGACAGUCUGGCCACCCCUGGUUCCAGGUGUCCUCGUCUGUGGAGAUACACGAAGGACUUGCAGUCUCGGAAAGGCAGAGAGAGGUCUGGUGAGCAAAGUCUCAGACCCCAGCACUGGAGUGAACAGAGGAAACUCCCUCAAAUGACAACCUGCCCCAGGCACAGACACGGCGCCAAGCGGCCACCGGGACCCCGAGGGCCGGUGCUGGAGGAACGGUGUCUCCAACUCACACCUUCGUCCUCAGUGCGCCUAAACCACGUAAGGAACCGUGGGGCCCGCGGUGACAGACGCGUCCCAACGCCGACCUCGGAAAGGAAAGGCACCGGCGCGACGACAGGACCAGGGUCCCCAGGCCGGGCAGCCGGAACGGCCGAACCCGGAACCAUCAGAACUGGUUUCUGUCGGUCUUCUUGGGUGAGGCACGGCCAGGAAGUCCCGGCCCGACUGGCUGGAUAGCACAGGCUCAUUUGGGCCCCCAGAUGCCGCCCACUCGACGCCAAGGUUCAGUGCAGCCAGAGCGGCCACCUCAGGGCCAAGAGAAGACGCCCCAGGAUCCAGAGCAAGGACGAAACCAUGCUUACAGCCUCGGUUGACUCGCCAGGGCGUACCCGCCUGUCAUCACGCUACUGCAGAG